Messenger RNA from Somion occarium, 1669 nucleotides. The record is from the annotation of a GenBank genome assembly. NCBI's taxonomy places the organism in Eukaryota, Fungi, Basidiomycota, Agaricomycetes, Polyporales, Cerrenaceae.
ACUCGCGCUUGUCUUUUGCCCCAUGAUUGUCAACUGGUAAGAGGACGGUUCUUUCGAUGGCUGAUAAUCAACUGCCUACAACCACGGAUCCAAAGCAAGACCGUACCCAGCUACGACCAGGUGAAGUUUUCUGGCGUGAUCAUCAACAAUGGUUGCAGGAAAGAGGUUACAUGCUUCGGCCACGCUAUCGACCGGGAUGGGUAGCGUCAUGGAAAGACAAAGAUCCUAUGUAUUGGAACUACGAGGACUCUAAAUGGCUCAAGGCGGACCACGUCAUUGAUGCAACCCGGAUCUCUGACGGCGAACUGGUCGUGCUCAAACGCGUUUCUCAUGCUGAACAUCCUUAUGAAAAAGAAAUCAGUCUCUUUUUCUCUCAAGAGCCGAUCGCAUCUCAUCCUCACAAUCACUGUGUUCCGAUCUACGAUGUACUCGAUCUUCCGGAAGACGACGAUUACUUUAUUCUUGUGAUGCCCUUGUUGCGAGAGUACGACAAUCCACGGAUAAAGUCCAUAGGUGAAGCUGUCGAGUUCUUCCGGCAGUUAUUCGAGGGCCUGCAAUUUAUGCACCAUUGCUGUGUCGCUCACAGAGAUUGUAUGAACCUUAAUAUCAUGAUGGAUCCCAAGCCUCUGUUCCCUCAGAUGUUCCAUCCACGAGACGAUCGAAGAACAUUGGACUUCAAGGGAACGGCGAAAUACUACACUCGGACGGCCCGUCCUACAAAGUACUUCUUCAUAGACUUUGGUCUGUCUCGAAAGUACCAUCCAGGGGACAUGCCCCCUGUUGAACCUGUCAUUUUCGGAGGUGACAAGACAGUACCUGAGUUCACGGAACCCUAUGAUCCUGUCAACCCGUUCCCAACAGACAUUUACUAUGUGGGUAACCUGAUACGCGAGGACUUCUUACAGAAGACAACUGGACUGGAGUUCAUGGGGCCGCUUGUCGCUGACAUGGUGCAGGAUGAUCCAUCGGAACGGCCCAAUAUUGACGAGGUUAUUCGACGCUUCGAACAAAUUCGUCGUUCGCUAAGUUGGUGGACGCUAAGAUCCAGAAUUGUCGAGAACGAUGAAGCUCGAGGCGACCGUGUCGCUCGAGCUGUCCAUCACUUCAUUCGGACUUUGGUUCAUGUUGUCCGGUUUAGAAAUCCCGUGCCUACUCCCUGAUCCGUCUCACACGACGCAAGGGUUUUGCCGGCAUUCCUACUAUGCCUACUCAUUCCAUAAUUUCAUGGUAAUAUCGACGACACUUCAUGAUCUGCAUGUGACGUGCAUGUUGAAUUCUUGCAUCUAGUACCAAGUACAUACCAGGACCGGAGUUUCAAUGGCCGGUAUCCUGUCGUUCGUGGUCGCGCAAGUACUAGAGCAACCUGUUCAGUCAACUAGAUUUGAGCAUUCUUCUGGCUCAUCUGGCUGACCUUCGCAAAGGGACUUCGGUAUGCUCGCUCCCCGUGCUUCGCAUAUUGACCGGUCGUGGAUCCUGACCAACACAGAACACCACAAUCUUCGAAUGUCUAUGAAGCCACUUAUGCUGCACAUACUUCAGGUUGAUCUUUCAAGACGGCCGAUCCGUGACGUGGAGUUUUCCAAGGGAACUUACGGUCGUGACGGACUCCGUGAUAUCAAAUUGUCCAUAACAGUGAAGCUGAAUAUUGGUAUAACUAUCUGACCAACCC